Messenger RNA from Phascolarctos cinereus (koala), 4004 nucleotides. It is a transcript of the gene TBX15, whose product is annotated as T-box transcription factor 15. Gene Ontology annotation, biological process: regulation of transcription by RNA polymerase II; cell fate specification; positive regulation of DNA-templated transcription. Gene Ontology annotation, cellular component: chromatin; nucleus. The record is from RefSeq and is a predicted model, not a curated record. Gene Ontology annotation, molecular function: RNA polymerase II cis-regulatory region sequence-specific DNA binding; DNA-binding transcription factor activity, RNA polymerase II-specific. Lineage: Eukaryota; Metazoa; Chordata; Mammalia; Diprotodontia; Phascolarctidae.
UAAAAAAAGAUGAAAUCCAGUCCGAACAGCCUUUGAGCCUGCCCGGAGGGGGGGGGGAGCGAGGCAGGGGUAGGGACACCAGCCAGCACCGCUCAGCUGUCCCGGAGCCUCCACCACUGCAGCCGCUGCCGCCGCCUCCGCUCUGCCGGGGUCCAGCACCACAGCCUCUUCCCCAAGCUCAUGUAGCAAUACUGUCCCCGCUACGGGCCCAGGUUCCUAAUUGCCGGGGGCAGCGGGGGACGCUUUCCGGAGUCGGAGGCCGAGUGAGUGGGGUGGCAGUGCUGGGCUUGUGGGGGGGUGGGGGGAGGGGUAGAGAGGACUCUGAGAAGCCACCACCUUCGCCAGCGCCGAGACCUACUGCCGCGGCUGCUGCUGCUCUAGACACCCGCUGCUGCUGCUGCCUCUUCCCGGCUGAGGCUCCGCUGGCCGCUCCGUCUUAGCGCACGAUUUGUAGCCGGCUACGGGUGGGCUGGCGGUCCAGGGCGUAGGGCGGCUAAGAUGAGUGAAAGGAGAAGAUCUGCAGUCGCCUUGAGCUCCCGAGCACAUGCUUUCUCCGUAGAAGCCCUGAUUGGGACAAAUAAAAAGCGCAAACUCCGAGACUGGGAGGAAAAGGGUUUGGAUCUGUCCAUGGAGUCCCUGAGCCCCGCGGGACCACUCGGAGACGGCGAGGACGCGGCUCACUGCCUGGAGCCCCACCCCGACUCAGAGCAGAGCACUGGUUCAGACACGGAAGUGCUCACAGAGAGGACAUCUUGUUCCUUUGAGUCUCACCCGGAUCUUACCUCAGGUGCUCCUGGUCCCCCACCUCCCCCCAUUUCAUCCAUGGAGGAGAUACAGGUUGAGCUCCAAUGUGCCGACCUCUGGAAAAGGUUCCAUGACAUUGGGACAGAGAUGAUCAUUACCAAGGCUGGAAGGCGGAUGUUUCCAGCUAUGAGAGUGAAAAUUACAGGCCUGGACCCUCACCAGCAGUAUUACAUAGCAAUGGACAUUGUGCCUGUGGAUAAUAAGAGAUACAGAUAUGUAUAUCACAGCUCAAAGUGGAUGGUGGCCGGCAAUGCUGACUCCCCCGUCCCUCCAAGAGUUUAUAUCCAUCCUGAUUCACUGGCUUCUGGAGACACAUGGAUGAGGCAGGUGGUCAGUUUUGACAAACUCAAACUGACCAACAAUGAAUUGGAUGACCAAGGACAUAUUAUCCUGCACUCUAUGCACAAGUACCAGCCCCGAGUCCAUGUGAUCCGCAAGGACUUCAGUAGUGACCUCUCUCCUACUAAGCCUGUCCCUGUGGGGGAUGGUGUGAAGACUUUCAACUUCCCAGAGACUGUCUUCACCACAGUCACAGCCUAUCAGAACCAGCAGAUCACCAGAUUAAAAAUUGAUCGAAACCCCUUUGCUAAAGGCUUCAGGGAUUCUGGGAGAAACAGGACUGGACUGGAGGCCAUUAUGGAAACAUAUGCUUUCUGGAGACCACCUGUGCGCACACUCACCUUUGAGGAUUUCACCACCAUGCAGAAACAGCAAGGGGGCAGCACAGGCACCUCCCCGACCACCUCCAGCACCGGAACCCCAUCCCCUUCUGCUUCUUCUCAUCUCUUGUCUCCGUCCUGUUCCCCUCCCACCUUUCACCUGGCCCCCAACACUUUCAACGUGGGCUGCCGGGAGAGCCAGCUAUGCAACCUAAACCUCUCCGAUUAUCCACCUUGUGCCAGGAGCAAUAUGGCUGCCUUGCAGAGCUACCCGGGCCUGAGUGACAGCAGCUACACCCGCCUGCAGAGCAGUACGUCCUCAGCUAGCCAGUCCUCAGAAACCUUCAUGCCUCAGAGGACUCCAUCCCUGAUCUCAGGAAUCCCGACUCCUCCGUCAUUGCCCAGCAAUGGCAAGAUGGAAGCCUAUGGUAGCCAGCUGGGCUCUUUCCCUGCCUCCCAAUUUCAAUACGUCAUGCAGGCAGGCAACCCAGCCUCCAGCUCUUCUUCCCCACACGUGUUCGGUGGCAGCCACAUGCAGCAGAGCUCCUACAAUGCCUUCUCCCUUCACAACCCUUACAACCUCUAUGGUUACAACUUCCCCACCUCCCCCAGGCUAGCUGCGAGCCCAGAGAAACUGACCACCUCCCAAAGCACUUUACUCUGUUCAUCUCCCUCCAAUGGGGCCUUUGGUGAGAGGCAAUAUCUGCCCACAGGGAUGGAACAUGGCAUGCAUAUGAUCAGCCCCUCUUCAGCCAAUCAGCAGACAGCCAACACCUGUGACAGCCGGCAGUAUGGGUCCGUCCCUGGUUCUUCCUCCUCCCAGAUGUCUGUGCAUAUGGUUUAAUGGGGAACCUGACCUCUCAUCACUAAAGACCCUCCACUGUUUCCAUGAAGGCAUCCUUGUUGUCAGGAGCUCAAAGCCUUUUAAUGAACAGUGGAACUGCAUUUUUUUUCUUCUGAAGGGGGUGGGGUGGGAAUAACCCCUACAACAAAGAGAUGCUCCCAAGCUCUCAUAGAACACUUGAGAUGGAACUUGCAUCUGACUUCCUGGCCCAUUCUCACAAUAUCCAAAGACUUAGCCUUGUUAUCCAGCGUCUAACUUUUAAUCCUAAGUGGCCUUUGGAAAGAUGGAACAAUCAUUUUAUAUUAAUAUAAGAGAGAGGCUAGAGUGUAACAGCCAAUGAAACAUGCGUAUAUAUAUAUAUAUAUAUACACACACAUACAUACCUAAUACAUACAUAUAUACAUAUAUAUAAACACACAUACAAACACACAUACACACACAUACACUUAACACUCACUCUCAACUAGGGUGAGCUCUUCAUGAAGGGAGACCCGGAGUGGGUACUUCACCAAGGACUGGUCUUUCUACAAAGCUACAUGGUCUGGGAAGGCUACCCUUGACCCCUACCCCCCAGGACCCUACCUGUUUCUGGAGUGAAUCAGACCUCCUGAAACCACUUCCCAUCGGUGAGGGGUAGAUGGACAUCAGAGCCACAAUUGGACUUUACUUCCUGAAGGAAGGUGCUCUCCUGACUUUGGCUCCUUCCAGCUGAUUAGCUAUUGUCCUGAAAAUUCAGUGGUGCAACUGAUGUGAUAGUAGAGAAUGAAAGGAAUGGAAAGAGAGAAAGGAAGAAAGAAAGAAAGAAAAAAAAGUGAAAAAGAGAAAGAGAAUGAGGAUGUGUGAACAGUGGUGAGAAUUUAAUUCACCAAGGAAACUGCUUUUUUUCCCCCUCCCAAAAGAAUGCAAAAACAUGAUUUUACUGAGGAAGAGACCUCUUUGGGACACUCUAAUUCCUACUCUAUAUACAAAUGCUCUUGGCCAGGGUGUCAGGUGGGAAAGGAGAUGGGAGAGGGCUGCAUCUUAGCUCCACAGGUCCUGUCAGUGGUAUUCUUCCAGAAUCCACCGGUACACCAACUUGUGGAAGUUUGACUCCCCAAAACAUGAGUCUUAUUUAGUAUGGGAAGGGGGAAGAGAAAGGGAAUGGGAGCGUGGGAAAAGAGUUUGAUAAUUUAGCCUGAACUUAUUGAAAUUGGGGCAAUGAAGAGAGACCUGGUCAGCUAUGAGUGAACCAAGGCAGCUGACCUGGAUUUAGUGCCUUGCAUGCCAGAGUGGCCAUAGAGAAUUUGUGGUUUCACAGAAAUUCAGAGUGCUGAAUUUCAGGGAAACUCAUCUUUCCUCUUCCCUUAGAGCACAGUUUUAAACAAAUAGAUGGUUGCAUUUUGAAGUUUCUUUAAUUUCUUCCCUCUACCCCUCCCUCCCCAUAGCCUUUAACAAUUAAAAAAACUUGCAGCUUGGUAUAAGCUAAGCAUUUAAGUGGUGUGGAACUGCAAUUAUCCCAAAUAAAAGAAUACAGAUAUUAUUAAGAUUUUGGUUUUGAGGUGUUGUAGAUAAAUAUAUUUAUGUGCCUAGUGGGGAAUUCAAUAUUAUGAAUAUUAAAAAGGGGCAAUAAAAAGGGAAUGUAAAAUAUGUAUGAAGAAAAAGGUGUAUAAAAAUUUGCCCUAUGCACGGAAUUCUGUUUCUAAGUGCCAAGCACAAAA